ACUCACGUAACCCAUACAUCUUGUUAUACAGAAAUCAAUUAUAAACACGAUGCUGCAACAAUUAAGUCGGUUCGCUGUUGGGACGCUUGGGAAGAACUUGUUGUCGUCAUGUGGAGCGCGCAGCUGCUCACCCGUGGCCCGUUUCCAGACGGAUGCAACGGGACGGAUUCUGCCACACGGAGGGGAGCUGAAGAACUUGGUGCUGAGCGACACAAACCAGCAGAAUGACCUAAUUGCUUCUUGCAAACACCAGAAGGAGUGCAGCGACCGAAACGCGUGUGAUGUGGAGCUACUAUCUGUGGGGGCGUUCUCGCCUUUGACCGGCUUCAUGAACCACGACGUAUACUCCAACGUUGUAAAGAACAUGAGGCUGCCAGGCAGCAACCUCAUCUUCGGCCUUCCAGUCGUCAUGGAUACCAACGAGGAGGGGAUUAAGGAGGGCGAGCGGGUGCUGCUUACGUACAAGGGGCAGAACCUGGGCGUUCUGGAGGUUGAGAGCAAGUGGCAGCCCAACAAGGCCCUGGAGGUCAAGGAGUGCUACCGCACCUCCUCCCUGGAGCACCCUGGUGUGCAGAUGGUGGCCAUGGAGCGCGGCAAGUACUACCUGGGCGGCAAGCUGUGGGGCUUCGAGCUGCCCAAGAGGGUGUUCCCAUGUGCCACGCCCGAGGAGGUGCGCGCCAUGCUGCCGGCGGGCCAGGACGUGGUGGUGUUCCAGUGCCGCAACCCUGUGCACCGGGCCCACUACGAGCUCUUUACCCGGGCGCUGUACGCACCCAACGUGCGGGCGGGCGCGGUCUGCCUAGUCCACCCGACGUGCGGGCCAACGCAGGACGACGACAUUCCCGGCAUUGUGCGGUACCACACGUACGAGGUGCUCAAGGCGGAGCUGCAGAACCCCGCCAUCAAGUGGGCCUACCUGCCGUACAGCAUGCACAUGGCAGGCCCGCGCGAGGCCAUCCAGCACAUGCUCAUCCGUAAGAACUACGGGUGUACGCACUUCAUCGUGGGCAGGGACAUGGCAGGCUCCAAGAGCUGCCUCUCAGGCGAGGACUUCUACGGCAUGUACGACGCUCAAGACUUUGCCAAGCAGCACGCGCCCGAGCUGGGCAUGCAGACGGUCCCCAGCGCUGACGUGGUGUACACCGAGGAGCGCGGCUACGUGACUGUUGACAUUGCCAAGAAGGAGGGCCUCCAUGUGCGCAAGCUGAGUGGCACCAAGUUCCGGCAAAUGCUGCGCGCCGGCGAGGACAUCCCCGAAUGGUUCGCCUUCAAGUCCGUCGUCCGAGUGCUCCGAGAGCACGCGCAGGUGCCCCACUAAAUGUCGUUGGUUUCUGCAACCAGUUACGGCCGCCCAGCCUAACCGCCACACAGCAACGUGAUAGUCAGGAGUGCGUAGGGUUUUUGCGCAUCUGUGCGGGUCAGCUGGCGAGCUUCCUUGCCCUCGAGUCAUAUAUGGUUACGUGACGUGACAGUGCAUGGGAUAGGAUAGGAUGCGGAUAGGAGACAUGGCUGGAUUUGCAUGGAGCGCAGAGCAGGCCGUACUGAAACUCAUUACGUUAUGAAGGGGUUAUGUAGCAACAGCAAUCGCUACAGCAAUAAAUGAUGUGGUCUUCUCUCGGGAUGUGCGUCUCCUGGCGACGGGAACACUUGACAUGUGCAGGUGACAUUCCAUUCAAAUUUAUACCUGGCUUGUGCCGAGUGCGGUUUGCUUGGGGUAUGCACAGGACAGAUUCUUGCAUCAUGACCUCGUGAUUCUGGUCAAAUUAGGAUCCGUACCUGCAUAACCGGGUUUGAAGUGGUGCAAUAUGAAUUGUUAGGCUGACACGAGGAUACGUGCGUAUCCCUUUCCAUCCUGAGGCUUGUGCAGGGGGAUAAAUCUCGCCGGGUAGUGUUUCUUUGGUGUGUGCUGUAGCUGUGCGCGAUAGUGCAUAGCUGCUUAAUGUCCUUCACUUGGCGGCACGUGCUACCGGCGUUUCCUCUCCACGAAAGCCCCCCUAUCCGGGGGUUCCAAGGGCACUGAAACCCAUGUUCUGAUCACGGACCCCUUAUUUGGUGCCCAUCUCAGUGCUAUCUGUGCUGUAACAUCUCGGAAAGGA
Astrephomene gubernaculifera is the source of this 2096-nucleotide messenger RNA. Lineage: Eukaryota; Viridiplantae; Chlorophyta; Chlorophyceae; Chlamydomonadales; Astrephomenaceae. The record is from the annotation of a GenBank genome assembly.